GCUGUCUGUGUUGUUCUCCUUUAAUCCACAGGUUUGAGAUCCACCACCCUUGCCAUCUCUCUUGCUUAGUGCGUCGUCGACUGCAAUACCAGGAGAGAAGAACAGGUUGAAGCCCUUUUACACGUCGACUCAAAACCGAGCAACUGGGAAAUGAGGCUGGUGGAUUCAUUCGGAAGGUUGCACUAGAAAGUUUCGCGAAAAGAGGGAAGUGCAUGUUGAUCAAGGCAUAAAGUAGUGGCUUCGGGUAUUUUGCAGUCACUGUGGGAAAAGUUCACAAACAGGGGAAACCACACGAAAGGGGGAUGCAUUGGGAGUUUGGAAGAAAGGGGUUUAAGGGGACCAACUGGGGCUAAGGACGCGGGAGCCAACCACGCGAUUCGUGUUCAACUUGGUCUUCACACUUGGGUCCCGGAUAUCCUUGCAUGAUACGAAACACAUACAGCAGGGUGGGGCAAGGCGCAUGAUGGCAGGAGACGACCAGGUAUUAAUGGGUUUCCAGUCCAUGAUGGCUCUCGGUCAUCAACAUCAGCAGCGGCUCCAGAGAUCGAAGUUAGUUGUAGUUCUGAUGGUAUUAAUAAUGGCAUCGGUGGUGGGCUCUGCAGAGGGAGGAACUUGGCGAGGGUCUGAUGGAGGGGGUAUCGCUCGUCAAUAUCAUGAAAAAACCACCACAAAUGCAAUCCGCAGUGAGAAAAGACAAGUCUCCCAAGAAAUUCAAAACCAAUCUGUGAUGGAUGGGCGGGGGGAUAACGAUGUGUGGGACUUUCCCAGGAUCCUUCACGAAGCACAAAGUGGUGCUGAAGUGGUGCUUCCAGGUUCCCUACAUGAGGUUCGUCUAAUGCAGCGCCCUGUGGAGCCUAAGGAGUCCAAGAUACCGAAGCCUGAGCUCCAAAAUAACAAGGUUGCAAGUGCAAGUGAAGAGUCCCCGCCUGUAGAAGUGCCUCCAGAAGCGUCUAGUAAGCCUCCUCAGGACGGGAAGCCUGUAGAAGAGCCCCCUCAAGAGUCUCAGCCUGUAGAAGAGCCUCAGCCUGUAGAAGAGCCUCCUAAAGAGUCUCAGCCUGUAGACGAGCCUCCUCAAGAGUCUCAGCCUGUAGAAGAGUCCCCACAAGAGUCUCAGUCUGCAGAAUCGCAGCCCGCAGUGGAGUCUCUGCCAUUGGACUCUCUGCCGUCAGAAUCUCUGCCCGCAGUGGAGUCUCUGCCAUCAUUAUCUCAGCCAGCAGAGGAGUCUCUGCCACAAGAACCCGAGGACUCAGAUGAUAAUGGGGGGUCUUCAGACCAGCACAAGCCUCCUAGGCCCAGGCCUCCAAAGUCCAAGCCUCCCACGAACAGGCCUCCCAAAUCUGAGCCUCCCAAAUCCGAGCCUUCCACCCCUGAACCUCCUGUCAUUGAGUCUAAUCCUCCUGAGUCCAAGCCCCACACUCCCAAGCCUCCCAUGUCUGAGCCACCGAACUCCAAGCCACCGAAGUCAGAGCCACCCACAUCUGGCACUCCUGCGUCAAAGCCUCCCAAAUCGGAGCCUCCCAAAUCGGAGCCUCCCAAAUCGGAGCCCCCCGCACCCAAGCCUCCUGCGUCCAAACCGCCAAAGUCUCAGCCGCCAAAGUCUCAGCCGCCAAAGUCACAGCCAUCAGAAAGCAAGCCUCCAACCCCCCCCAGCCCUGGGAAACCACCUUCUCCAAGUCCCACCAACUCAUCCUUGGUCAUUACCUCCGGCUGCACAGCUCCGGAUCUUGAAGUGCCAGUCACAGAGGACUGUACCACAGUGGAGGGCAAAAAAGUAGUUGCAUAUCUCAAUGAGCUGCGAGUGGCCGACGGUCUCCCUCCCUUCCAGACCUCGGUCCUUCUCCAGUCUGCUGUACGUAUCGAGCUUCUCGUACUCGUUGGUUGUGAUGUCUGCGACAACAGAGCUUCCACUUGCAUCGCGAGAUGCAAUUCAAAAGUAACAAAACAACGCCCUGUUUGUCGUGACACUUGUGCCCACGAGUAUGAGCUGUGCAGGCAAACUGAGUGUUCCCCGCUUCCAUUUUUGGAUUGCUGCACUUGCUCUACUCCUGGACCAACACAACCCGCAGUUGGGCGGCAGGGCGUAGCACCAUCUGACCGUCGUUUCUGUUCUCGUGUUGAGGCCAGGCUGCCCUCAUCUAGUGUCAGAAACACUGGAAAUGUGUUUAGCCGCAACAGGACUGUGUUCGAAAGGAGAAACCGCUGUGCGGCCUGUGCGACUGCUAGUAACCGCAGCCCCAUAGCUGGCCGAAGUUUCAUUACGCUCUGCAGAUUUUGCCGAAGAUGUUAAAAAAGCCCACUGCACCUCCACAAUAAGUUGUUCUGCUUCUUGAAGUUCACUCAUUUAUGCAGAAGUCAUCACAUCUCAUUUUCCAUCGGUGACAGAGAAGCCGGUGUGCUCCACUUACUAACAAUCCCGCAAAAGUCAUUGCAUACGCAUCCGCUUUCAUUUGCAUGGAUCAUGUACAGCAGUGCAUGUUCCUUCAUGCCGUCUGAAUUCCUGGAGCAAUAUCCACAUCCGUUUUCCUGCCAUAAGCUGCAUGGGACGUAAAUCUACUCGAUUGGACUCAAAGUGGUGAGGGAUCAUGUCACUCUUUCGCAAGCACUCCGCAAUCCUCAGCAGAAAGA
This is a messenger RNA of Chara braunii, 2625 nucleotides long. The record is from the annotation of a GenBank genome assembly. Lineage: Eukaryota; Viridiplantae; Streptophyta; Charophyceae; Charales; Characeae.